AUGGCUGGAUUGCUUGGAUUGAUUAGAUGGAUGGAUGAAUGGAUGGAUGGAUGGAUGGAUGGAUGGAUGGAUGGAUGGAUGGAUGGAUGGAUGGAUGGAUGGGAUCCACAAAAGUCGCGUCCUCCUCGUUCGUUAUUCGCAUUGUCCUCCAAUCCAUCGGUCGCACGAGUCAGUAGAAAUGCAGGUGGACUGGCUGCGCGGCCAGUUCUUUUCAAUAAUAGGUUUAUUGCUGUCGCAGGCCAAAUCUCAAUUCUAGGCAACGUUUGCUUGCCUAUUCCGCCUCCAGAUAUAUCAUUCACCCGGUCGAAUUUCGGCUUCGAUUUAAGUAUUAUCGUUAGCUCGAAAUCGAAUUUAUAA
Messenger RNA from Dracunculus medinensis (Guinea worm), 357 nucleotides. The record is from the annotation of a GenBank genome assembly. NCBI's taxonomy places the organism in Eukaryota, Metazoa, Nematoda, Chromadorea, Rhabditida, Dracunculidae.